AUGAGCAGCAUUCCUUCUGAGCCCAAAACUCCCGCCGAGUGGCUCAAGUAUGCACAGAGUGAGGUCGUCACAUCCAUUCCAUUGAGACAAGAACGAAACACUAACAGUAUCAUCGAGCGGGAUAUCUAUCUAGAUGAAUCGAGGAUUGUGAAACCACCAUCCCAGCUCUGGUAUGCCUAUACAGAUGUGUUCGCAUUUACACAGCCAGAAGUUACCAUCUCUCCAGAAGCCUACGGAUCAAUGCAAAUUAUUGCAAGGGUUCUCACGGCGGACAAACCCACCCAUCUGAAGAUCAUUCCUGAUACGAUUUGCUGGAUACAUAUCUACGCUUCCAUCCUUGACCAGCCAUUGUCAGUGUCUGUAGGCGAUCAGGAGCCCCUACUCCUAGAGCUAGGUCAAGCAACGGGAAACGUGGGGGUGAAACUGAUUGUCUUCCCCGAUCACAUCGAUAUUGAGUAUCAAGACGUUUACAUGCGAGCGGUAGAUGAGGAUUUACAAUCCAGUCUCGAGACUCAGUUGCGCAUUGCCCUAGUUCUGUUUUGGAGGAACCCCUCCAUUGCCACUUCCAUCUGCUCGUAUGUUGCUUCAGUGACCUCUGAUUUAGCGUUAAAUUUCUAUGCCCAGAUCAAUACUCAGGCAGUGGCACUGGGGCAACAGCUGGUAGCCCAGGCGAUGAUGGGGCAGGAUAUCUCUCCUGCACUGAAGAUUGACCAGUAUAUGUCCACCGUACGCGAUGCGCUUGACGCGGUUACAACAUUCGAGGAACAAUACCAGCGCUUUCACGAUAAUAAAUGCAAUGUGGAUAGUUUGAAACUGGCAUGGGAGGCGUUGCUUCAGCAUGCGCAAACUCAGUUGAACAAAGAUAUAACUCUAAGAAAAGUGGCCUGGGAUAAAUAUCAGGAUGCUUGCACGGUGGUGGCUCGUUGCCAAGAGCAGUUCAACGCUGAUAACAGGCAACUUGGCGAUGCUGAAGCCAUAUUUCAAAGUGGCCUUACGACAUGGUAUAUGAAAACAGGGCUCAUAACGGUGUUUGAAACCUUGAGUGCAAUUAUCAAGUUUAGCAGUGCUCUUCCUAUUCCCUCCUUAGGAUCUGAAUCUUGUAUCGGCGACGCUGCAAAAAAUAUCAAUAGCGCAAUUGACGAUAUGAUACAACUAGAAAGGCGACCCGAUCAAACAGGCAAAAUAAUCCCAUCACCAACAUUGAAGACACUUGGUGAUUGCAUACAAGUCCUUGAACGCAUGUACCCCAGCACGAUACACCUUGCUGCAGCCAUCAAGGAGCUUGAAUCGAACCCUAAUGCUAAAAUUUCAUCUUAUGGUGAGGUGACAGAGACUAGGGAUGAAGAUACCCAUGCCCGAACUAUCAUAACACUUUCUGCGUGGGAUAAAUGGACCCUUGAUUCCGAUCAACAGCUAGAAUAUGCAGUCAAUCAAAAUAUCCUAGGAGCUCCCGCAUAUCGACUGGCUCUCCGGAAACAAGCUGUUAAUGGCAAGGCAUUGGUCCAAGCUCAGCUAGAGGCUGUGAGGGCUGGCCAUGAGUAUGUUUAUGCUGCGAUGGAGGUCAUUACCUGUAACCAAGACAUUACUUCUUUAGAGAACCUGCUGGGCCAAUAUAACAACGACAAGGAGCAGUAUUACCAGGCUGAAGCCAAAUUCUUCAGUCGCGUCCUGGCCGCUCGAACCAGCCUUGUGAUGCAAAUGCGGAAACUGGUUUGGGCGUACAAAUACCGGUCUCUGGCGGAUAGUUCAGCUGUACUUGACUCGCAGAAGUCUAUCGCCGAAUUCAAAGCUGAUCUUCUCACUCUCGACUGCGAAGUUCGAUCAGUAGACGAAAAAUACGCCACAUAUUUCCAACCAUUCGAGUAUCGCACCUCUUCGAGCGAGCUGCCUGCCAACUAUGGCGACUUAAUGAUCCAGGGGCUCCAGGGCGAAAGCCACAGUGCCGGCUUCACCCUUGCACCAGCUAUCGACCCAGCUGACAAGAACCAUUUUGCCAGCGUAUUCAACGAUGGCUCACAUUUCCGCCUAGAAGGUCUGGAAAUAUUCUUGCAAGGCGUCGUUCCCCGAGCAGAGGCUAUUCACAAUGGAGUCGCACAUGUUGACAUUGACAUUCUGACAUCAGGCGUUUAUGCCGAUAUCCAGGGAGGCAAGAUGUACCAUUUUACGGGCCCAGCAAUACAAGUGCGAUUUUCUUAUGAGAUCACGGAAUCGGGUGAGAUAGGUCAUACGGUUGUUUGUGCUAGAUUCCCAGCAGAAGAACAUGCUGAACCAACACCGUUUACUCAAUGGACGGUUAAAUUGCAGAACCCCGACGACUUGGAUUUAACGAAACUAUCUGGGGUUGAGCUACACUGGAGGGGAAAGGCGACGUUUGUUGAGAUAAAAGUAUCUAGUUAG
Aspergillus nomiae NRRL 13137 is the source of this 2397-nucleotide messenger RNA. RefSeq lists its product as uncharacterized. The transcript is spliced from 5 exons. NCBI's taxonomy places the organism in Eukaryota, Fungi, Ascomycota, Eurotiomycetes, Eurotiales, Aspergillaceae. The record is from RefSeq and is a predicted model, not a curated record. The coding region runs from base 1 to 2397 and encodes 798 amino acids.